Messenger RNA from Emys orbicularis (European pond turtle), 1932 nucleotides. It is a transcript of the gene SHCBP1L, whose product is annotated as SHC binding and spindle associated 1 like. Gene Ontology annotation, biological process: spermatogenesis; male meiosis cytokinesis. The record is from RefSeq and is a predicted model, not a curated record. Gene Ontology annotation, cellular component: meiotic spindle. Lineage: Eukaryota; Metazoa; Chordata; Testudines; Emydidae.
AUGGCCUCGAGUGGCCCCGAGGAAGGGGUGGCCGAGAUAGAACCGGCCUCCGGUGAGAGCUCCCGCUCAUGGCCUGCCGGGCCCUCGUCCGGCGCUGGGCCUUGCCGGCGGCCGCUUCUUUCCAGCCAGGGCGAAGAAGAGGGGGAGGCCGACCCAUUGCCAGCCCAGUACCCGUCCCACCUGGGGGCCGUGCCAGGGCGGGACAAGGUGGCCUUGUACUGCGACAGGCUGCUGCGGGGCUGCAAGGCAGAAGAUGCCAAUAAAGCAAUGAGUAAAUAUCUUCUGGAGAAAUUGAAGGUGAAAGAAAAAUGGCUUGGAGUCUGGAAGACCAAUCCAGAGCUUUUCUUCAUCAAUUCUGAAGAUGUCCUUAUACCUUUUGUUGGAAUACUUGUUGAAGAUUCCUGUGACAGGUUCCUCCCCGGGGUGCCACCUAGAACUGGGGUAUCACUGAGCUCUCUGACCCACCAGCUCCCUUUCACACUGUGUUGCCGUGACAAGUUGCAAAGCCCUCCAGGCUUGCACUCACCAGUAUUCACACAGGUUACUUGCAAACCAUCUCAGAGCACCUCAUCUCACUUGAAAGCUUCUAUAUCUGUUGCUGAACCAUUUUCCUCUAAUAUUGCAAAUAUUCCAAGAGAGCUUGUUGAUAAUGUUUUGGAGGAACUGGACCAUUGUGUACCUUUGCUGGAAAUCUACCCUGUCGAGGGGCAGGAUAUGGUAGUAUUUGAUAUUGCCCAGGCUUUGGACGUUGUGAGGUUUUUCUACGACUUCCUUUGGAGGGACUGGGAUGAAGAUGAAAGUUGUGAGACCUAUGCGGCACUGGUAGAAGAGAGAAUUAAACUUUGGUGUGAUAUUGAUAAUGGAACUAUUCCUGCUCCAAUUGGUCAACGUUUUAGAAAAAAUCUGGAGAAGUAUAAAAACAUGCAUUUGGAAUUGAUUCAGUACCAAAGUAAUAUUAAAGAAGAACCUACAGCAGAAGAAGCUGUUGAAUGUUGGAAAAAAUACUAUGAACUAGUAAUGCUAUGUGGAUUGCUGAAAAUAUGGGAGGACCUUCGCCUCAGAGCUCAUGGACCUCUGACCCCAAGGAUACUGAGGCGUAGGAGAGGACACAGAGAUGAUGGGAAAGCUGUAACUCAUAUUGUAGCUAAAACAAUUACAGCAGAAAUGGUUAAGGAUUUUUCUGUUGAGACACUGCUUCAACAACAUGAUAAUUUAAACAUGGCUUUGGAUAGCUGUUACAGUGGCGAUAGUGUGGUCAUUUUCCCGGGAGAAUAUAAGGCUGUAAACCUCUCCAUGUUAACUGAGGAUAUUAUUAUUCAAGGAGCUGGAAAGCCAGAAGAAAUUGUGAUCGUUUCAGAGCCUACUCAUGAGAGUUUUGUGGUAUCCAAAGCCCAAAAUGUGAAACUAAUGCACCUCACUUUAGUACAACAGGGGACUGUUGAUGGUAUUGUGGUGGUUGAAUCUGGUCAUAUGACUUUUGUAAACUGUAUAUUGAAAUGUGAAGGAACUGGAGUCUGUGUGCUUACUGGAGCUUCUCUGACUAUUACAAACAGUGAGAUUACUGGAGCUCAGGGUGCUGGUGUUGAGCUUCACCCAGGAAGCACAGCCAUUUUGGAGGGUAACAAAAUUCACCACUGCAAUAACUUCAAAACCAGUGAGAGUUCACAGGGUGCCCUAGGUGGAAUUAACAUUAAGGUUGUUCCUGUCCCUAAACUGAAGAUGAAAAAUAAUCACAUUUAUAGUAACAAUGGUUAUGGAGUGACCAUCCUUCAGCCUAUGGACCAACUCUCUAAUACAGGAGGGAUACUGGAAUUUACUGCAUCAGGAGAUGCAGAGGAAGAUCUGCUUUCCAAACUAAUGCAUGAAUUGAGCCUAGAGAUGAGUAGUAACACACUAGAUGAUAUCAAGGGUCUCAGCAUAGUUAAUAGUUAA